Messenger RNA from Diorhabda sublineata, 4813 nucleotides. Its product is annotated as vascular endothelial growth factor receptor 1-like. NCBI's taxonomy places the organism in Eukaryota, Metazoa, Arthropoda, Insecta, Coleoptera, Chrysomelidae. The transcript is spliced from 26 exons. Gene Ontology annotation, molecular function: ATP binding; transmembrane receptor protein tyrosine kinase activity. The record is from RefSeq and is a predicted model, not a curated record. Gene Ontology annotation, biological process: cell surface receptor protein tyrosine kinase signaling pathway; positive regulation of kinase activity; protein phosphorylation. Bases 344 to 4465 code for a protein of 1373 amino acids. Gene Ontology annotation, cellular component: signaling receptor complex.
AUUAUAGCUGGAAACUCUUGCAUGGCAAGUUUCUAAUUAAUAAAAGUAUUUACGCAACAAGCAAUCUUUAUAACUACUAGCAAACGAAUUGUAUUUAGAGAAAUAAGUUUCACAGUUAUUAAAAAUUCCAAAACAAUCAAAAAUAAUAACGAGGAUAUACAGCUUAUAAUUCUCAUGUGGAUUUGGUUUCCGACAUGCAGAUAAAGGAAAACAAGUGUCUUAUAUUCACUUUUGUUGAUCCUAUCAUGUCGCUCAUCGUGAGUUGCCAGUAUUAUUAAACUCGUCGCGAGAACAUAAUUUUAGCUAUGUACUUUUUUAUUCUUAACAAUUAUUUGCUCUAAUCAUGGCGUUGAAGAACAAAGUGAUAUUUUCAGUAAUAUUGAUAAGUGAAUUCAUGAUUAAUUUUUCAAUAGCAAUUAAGCAGAGACCUAAUAUCUUAAAAAAUGGAGGAGAACAUACUAUCGACCUGAAUUCAAACUACACUCUUGUUUGUGAAGGAAAUAAAAAACUAAAGUGGACAAUUCCUAAAGUACAGAAAGAAAAUAUGAAUAGAUGGACAAGAUUUGAGACGGAAGAAGUUCAGUACAGAACUCAAUACAGACUAAGUUUGCAUAUAUAUAAUAUGUCCUAUCCAUUUGUCGGUUUUUAUAAUUGUUCAUUCGACAAUAGUGAAGAUAACAAUAGCAAUCAAAAUGACGGAAUAUAUCUAUUCGUUAACGAUGAGAAUAAUUUAGCAGUAUUUGAUAGAAGCUUAAAUAUUUUCGUUAGAAAAGGUGACAUUGCUGAAAUGCCUUGCCGACCAACAUCACCAGCGGUUAAUGUUAGUCUAAAAAUGAUGGAUAGGUGCUCGGGAGAGGUUCCAUUGAACGUCCUUACUAAAAAUCACAACAUGUACAAGUACAAUCACUAUAAAGGUAUUUCAACCAAUGACACCAGAGAAUUACAAGAAACUCUCUAUAUGUGUAUAUUUCAAAGAGACAAGAAAAAAAUGACAAUAAAGACUUUCUUAACAGUUGAAGAUAGCGUUUCCUCUCUUUCUCCCCCCGUGAUUAUGGAUCAAAAUAAGGGACAUACAGUUGUAGGUGGAAACAUACAUCUAAAUUGUAAUUUACGAUAUCCUGAAGUCAAUAAGGAAUUUUUAUGGAUACCACCCAAAGGACAAAUUAACACAAAAAGAAUGGUAAUCAAAUUUGACGAUACAAGAAGCUCCUUAUUAAUAGCUAAUGCGACAUUAGACGACAGGGGAACUUACGUCUGCAAUGUGUCUGACCAUCAGGGCCAUUUUAAUGUUUCAAACAUUACAGUAAAUGUUUUUGAUAAAACAGAACAAUUCAUUUCGAUGUACGACGUAGACAAUUCCAGUUAUCGGGAAACAAAGGACGGAGAUGAAUAUGUGGAAUUAAAAGCUGAGGUAUGGGGCCAUCCACAACCUAAUUUCACUUGGUACAAUAAUACUGGAAAUGAAAUUGCCUCAGAAAACGACAAGUACGAAGUAACUUACAGUCAAGAACUGAACAUUACUAGUUUGAAAAUUAAAAAUAUCAAUAUAGAUGACUAUGGUAAUUAUACCUUAAUUGGAAACAAUGGAAUCAAAAAAUACCUUCCAUUUUUCGUGAACGUUUCAGCCAAGCCUUCUGUGUCUCUUAAGACCGCCCAUUUCCACUUAUUACGCGAAGAAGGUACUGUGCAAUGCGUUACUAAGGGAAAUCCCACUCCCAAAAUAACGUGGGAGGAUGACUCUUAUCUGAAACUAAGAUAUGGUAAUAGCCACGUAAGUAUAUCAGAAGGUAAAAUAAUAAAGAACAAUCCACCAAUAUUAGUUUCUGAACUAAAGAUAAAUGCAACUCAAUCAGUAGCCGUAAAGUGUAUUGCAACUAAUGUAAUAGACUCUGUUUAUGGAAUUAUUCGAUAUAAUGUUACUGAUGUUCUCGAAGGAUUUGAUAUCUCUGGAUUUGCUGAUACGGCAAUAGUUAAUUUGGUCUCCAAAACAGCUGUUUACGCUAUAGGUGAAAAUGUUUCUUUGAAAUGUUCAGUUGAUGCUUCAUAUUACAGUGAUGUCGCUUGGUUGUUAGAUGGAAAUUUUAUUCAAGAGACCAAAAGAAUGAAAUUUAAAAAUAGUAGUACUAAUUAUUCAUCUAGUAUAACGUUAAAUAUUGACAAUAGUAAUAGAGAUGACUCCGGAAUAUACAUUUGUCAGGCAUUAAUUCGCAACGGAGGAACAGAAACUAAGUACAUAAAUCUUACAAUAACAGAUCCAAUCAAAACUGAAAUUAUAUCUACAAACAUGGAGAAAGAAAUGGUUGAAAAUUUUCCAAAAUCUAUUACAAUGCGUUGUAUGGUUAAAGGAUUGCCAAAACCCAAAAUUUUUUGGUACAAGGACGGUAUUGAUUUCGAAGUAAACGGAUCUAGAAUACAAUUUGAAGAAGAGAAGCAAAUUCUUAUAUUUAACGAAACCGUGGCAGCGGAUGCUGGAAAUUAUAAAUGUGUUGCUGUAUACAAAAACAAUCGUGACUUUCGUGAGGUGACACUUAGAUUUAAAAAUGCCCCACAACCUGUACAAGAUUGGUUAAUUGUUAUAAUAGUAUUACUUUUGUUUGUCCUUGUUGUUGUAGUUGCCUAUUUGACACUAAGAGUGAAAAAAGAAAGGAAACUCAAGAGAGAGUUAGAAAUAUUAGGCUUAGCUAAUUUUGAAAAAGGUGCUGUAGAAAAUAUUAAUCCUGAAUUAGGAAUAGACGAUCAAGCGGAGCUCCUGCCCUACGAUAAAAAGUGGGAAUUUCCAAUUGAACAGUUAAAAUUAGGUAAGCAAUUAGGAUCGGGUGCUUUCGGUGUAGUUUUAAAAGGAGAAGCUAAAUAUAUAAUAGAAGGCGAACCAAUAACGACAGUUGCAGUGAAAAUGACCAAAAAAAAUGCAGACAACACCUAUUUAAAAGCACUAGCUUCUGAAUUGAAGAUAAUGGUUCACUUAGGAAAACAUUUAAAUGUUGUCAAUCUACUUGGAGCUUGUACAAAAAAUGUUGCCAAGAGAGAGCUGUUGGUGAUUGUUGAAUACUGUCAAUUUGGUAAUCUACAAAAUUAUUUACUGAAACAUCGCGACCAUUUUGUAAAUCAAAUCGAUUCGCAGACGGGGAAAAUUAAUUACCUCAUUGGCCAGGAACUUCUAGAUAGAACGUAUUCUCUAUCGAGCAACAGAAGCAAUGUUAACUCUCCCUUGAUGAAAUAUGCAGCUUUGGGUUUUUCGGAUUCUCGAAGUGCUAUGGGUGAUUAUAGAGUUCAUCAAAAUUCUUUUAGUACCGAAAUUACUACAUCGAAUCCAGGCGAUGAUGGCGUUCUACUCAGUAACAAUAGUACACAGCCAGAGUGGCGUUCAAAUUAUAAAGGGGAUUAUAAAGGAACAGUGAAACCUAUAAGUACGAAGGAUCUCAUCAUAUAUUCGUUUCAAGUUGCCAGGGGUAUGGAAUAUUUGGCUUCACGAAAGGUACUACAUGGUGACUUAGCUGCUAGAAAUAUUCUCUUGAGCGAAGAUAAUAUCGUGAAGAUCUGUGAUUUUGGACUAGCUAAGAGCAUGUACAAAAAUGAUAAUUACAGAAAAAAAGGAGACUGUCCUUUGCCAGUGAAAUGGAUGGCCAUCGAAUCUAUUAGAGAUCGAGUGUUUUCUACACAGUCUGAUUGUUGGUCCUUCGGAAUAGUUUUGUGGGAAUUUUUUUCUCUGGGCAGAUCACCAUAUCCUGGGAUACCAGCAGAUGAAAGACUAUACCAAAAAUUGGUGGACGGUUAUAGAUUGGAGAGCCCUGAUUAUUGUCCAAAAGAAAUCUACCAAAUAAUGACAGAAUGUUGGUCUGUUAAACCAGCUUUGAGACCGAGUUUCACGAAACUGACUGAAAGAAUUGGUACUUUACUUGAGGAUACAUUGAGAAAACACUAUGUAGACCUCAAUGAUCCAUACCUUGCAAUAAAUACCAAAAUGAUGCAAUCGUAUAGUGAUUAUCUUUCUAUGUUGAGUCCACCCAAUUUCGAUGUAAUUGUAAGUCCAAAUUACGUUAAUGAUAUAAUGACAAAUUCGUCUCCUUCCGAAGAUGGUUACAUGAGUAUGAAACCUAAUACCAUCUUCAGUCCUCGCAUUACAGAUGAUGGAGAAGUAUUUAAUUUUGAUUUAAAACACAGAAGGAAUCGUUCAUCGAAUGAAACCAAUGGUCAUGAGUUGAUGCCAAUGCUACAAAGUGACGUACACGACAAUAAUGAUAAAAUUCUUCCUGCUAGUCCUGCUGGAGUAUCAAACCCAAGUUACCAUCUACCACCAAAGAUUAUGGAGAACGACAUCAAGGACAAAACUAUGAUUUUAAAAUCAGUUGAUAACUAUGUGAACAUGCCGGAAAAUAAAUGUUUAGUGAAAGAAAAUACCGUGGAUGAUAGUGGAAAUAUUAUGAACUUGAACGAGAAAAGAGGAAAAUAUGGUUGUGCAAAUUAAAUUAACCAAAAUUUAAACAAAAAGCAAGUUCAAAAUCUAUUUUUGUCUGAGGACAUAUUGUAAAUAUACAUUAAGUACUUAGUUCAAUAACAUGAAUCAAAAACAAUGAAUCGGUUAAAUUAAGUGCCUUAAGCUAGAACGAGAGAACAUUUAUAGUGUAGUAGUAUGAAUCAAAUAAAGUUUGUUUUAUAAAGUGAACGGAAAUAUUUUUAACGCAUUGAUAUAGUUGCUUAUGAGGUGAUGUAAUAAAAAUAUACGCAGUUAUAGAACUGGAAUUCUUUUGCAUAAAAAGCGCUUUAAAUAUUUCCAUGAAUAUGUCAAAUUAUUCGAUUAAAGAUAUCAAAUAUA